This is a messenger RNA of Lotus japonicus, 694 nucleotides long. RefSeq lists its product as uncharacterized. The record is from RefSeq and is a predicted model, not a curated record. The transcript has 3 exons. NCBI's taxonomy places the organism in Eukaryota, Viridiplantae, Streptophyta, Magnoliopsida, Fabales, Fabaceae. The coding region runs from base 14 to 694 and encodes 226 amino acids.
CGUAAGUACUAUUAUGUCCACUUACAAUAUGAAUAUGAAGCCCUUUAUCUUCAUGUGUUCUCUUUCUGUUGUGGUUCUCAGCUCUGUAGUGUUGGCUGACAAGCUAUCUAAAGCUGAGAUUAAAGCUGCUCGUGGAAUUCAUGCAAGUCUUUUGGGAUGUGAUCGCAAGAAAGAAAUUUCUGUAAAUGGUGAAAAGUUGAACAUGGAAGCUUAUCAUACAAACUGCAAAGGAAAUACCGGAGGCAGUGGAGGAUAUGGUGGUGGUGGAUCUAGUGGUAGUGCAGGCAGUGGAGAAAGCGGUGACGGUGGCACUGGUGGUGGUGGAGGCAGCAGUGGUGGUGGAAGUGGAGGAGGGGGUUAUGGUGGUGGUAGCUCUGGCGGUGGAGGAAGUGGUGGCGGUGGUGGUGGUGGAAGUGGAGGAGGGGGUUAUGGUGGUGGUAGUUCGGGCGGUGGAGGAAGCGGUGGUAGUGGUGGUGCUGGUGGAGGCGGAGGCAGUAGUGGUGGUGGUGGAAGUGGAGGAGGGGGUUAUGGUGGUGGUAGUUCGGGCGGUGGUGGAAGCGGUGGCAGUGGUGGUGCUGGUGGAGGCGGAGGCAGUGGUGGUGGUGGUGGUGGAAGUGGAGGAGGGGGUUAUGGUGGUGGUGGUAGCUCGGGCGACGAAGGAAGUGGUGGUGCUGGUGGAGGCGGAGGUAGUUGA